AUGGCCAAAAUCGUACUCUUCUGCCUGCUGAGCCUCUUGGCAUGCGCUGCAGGUCAACGCAUCACGACAAUCCAUCUGGAUGGAGUGCAGUACUUCAUCAGCAGGAUGAACCCCUAUUCCCCGGAGCUUAACUACUUCCUGGCCUACCAAUACUGCCGCUCCUUGGGCCUGCAGCUGGCCUCGUUCGAGACGAAGGAGAAGGCCGAAUCGAUGACCACGUAUCUGAAGAACGCCGGUUACGGCAACUACGAUUUCUGGACCUCCGGAAAUCGCCUGGGCACGGGCAUGUUCCUAUGGAUGAGCACCGGUCUGCCGUUCAAUGCCACCUUCGACUUCUUCGAGAACUCGGCGGACGCCAUCUCGGCCGGUCUGCUCGAUCCCGUCGAUCACAACAGCAACACCUCGCCCCAGCGCACGGCUCGCGACAGCAGCAGUGGCGCCGAGAAGGGAUGCGUGAUCCUGAAGCAGCCCACGCUCAAGUGGAUGCCCGAGGACUGCUCGGCCGUCAAGGACUUCAUUUGCGAGCAGACCCGCUGCUACUACUACAACUAUGGCAGCAUCCCCGUCUCGUCGGCGCAGGGACGUCCCAUCACCUCGACCACUCCCCGACCGGCUGUCUCGCUGAUGAACCUGCAUGCCGCCGCCACCACCACGCCGCUGCCUCUGCUCAUGUCCACCAGUGGCGUCAUGUACUCCGCCGCCAAGGCCAAGUCCUCGCCAGCUGUGGGUCAUCGGCUCCCCGUCGAGGACUUCCAGCAGCAGCCCAUCACCUACAAGCUGAACCAUGACCGCUCGCUGCCCGACACUGAUGCCGCCGAUGUGGAUGUGGAGGAUCAGGAGCAGGUCGAUGUGGAGGCCGAGGAGCAUGAUGACCAUGAGGUUGAUGGCGAGGGCGAUGAGGAGCACGAGGGCGACAACUUUGGCGAGCAUGCCCGGGAGCUGGGCAAUGACAGCGAUGGCGACAUCAAGGAGCAUGUCUUCCCGCUCAGCGACAACGAGCUGCAUCCCGAAAUGCAUGCCAUCGAGGAGGUGCAGCAGCAGUUGCAGCAGCAGCACCAGCAGCAGGAUCAGGAUUCAGUAGCCCCUGCACCCGCAUCCGAGGAGACCGACAGCUCCCAGCAGCACGAUUCGGAGCCGGAGGGAGACAAUGAGCAUGAGCUGGAGACAGAGCCAGAGCCAGAGCCAGAGUCGGACAACGAGUCGCAAGUGAACGCCCAUGCCAGCGAACCUGUGGUCCUGCCCAGUUCCACGGAGUCCCCGGCUGCCGCCAUUGAGGAGCGCAUCAAGCAGAUUGCCCAGGACUUCCAGAAGAUGGCCAGCUCCCAGGAGCUGCUGCAGCCCAAGGAGGAGCUGACACCGCAGUCCUCGCUGUCCCUCAACGACCUGAUACGCACCCUGCGCCCCAAUGAGCAGCAGAUCAUUCCGCAAAUCGACUCGGACUACUCCAAUGCCAUGCGUGUCCUGGGCAAGCCACUGGCGGCCCACAACUAG
This is a messenger RNA of Drosophila serrata, 1491 nucleotides long. RefSeq names its product narrow (gene nw). NCBI's taxonomy places the organism in Eukaryota, Metazoa, Arthropoda, Insecta, Diptera, Drosophilidae. The record is from RefSeq and is a predicted model, not a curated record.